Molecule: messenger RNA, 676 nt
Organism: Actinia tenebrosa (Australian red waratah sea anemone)
Lineage: Eukaryota; Metazoa; Cnidaria; Anthozoa; Actiniaria; Actiniidae
Source: RefSeq, a predicted model, not a curated record
CAGAAGCUCUACUUGUUUGACAUAAAAUGUCAUCAUGAUCCUUAGCGAUCUCAGCUCUGUAGGUUUUGUAGUGACCAACUCCAUUCAAAUAGAUAUUUAAUCCAAGGCGACCUCACAAAGCACGGAGGACUACAUAUAUAGAACGAAAACCGCUUGAAAACUUAAAAUGUUUCUUUCGAAAAGCGAGAUUUUAUUCAAAACAAAAUUGACAGUCCUGAUGUUUUUGUCAUUGCAACUUAAUGGCACGACCAAAGGAAACCCAGCGGACGUCCGCAACUGGACAACCUGUGAACCACGUGACUCUUCAGGCUGCCAAUGUACAAGCGACAAUACGACUGACGUAAUUGCAAGAUGCCAGUUUGAUAACGUGACUGAUCUAAAGUUGAUCAUUGGUGCUCCUCAAAAUGUAGUUCGACUAAAUCUCUUUGGCAACAACAUCCAAUACAUUCCUCGUUUCUCCUUUCUUAACUUCACACAGAUGAUUUACUUAAAUCGUUGUCCUCUAACAACAUACACACGAUCAGUCAGGAAGCGUUCAGUGGACUAACGAGACUACGAGAGCUGUAAGCCAGUUUGUACAAGAGGGAAUCUCCAAGACAACAUGAUCAAACAGUGGGACACAACGUUGAUUGAACAAGAUCUACCAAAUCUCAUCUUGUUGAAUACUGCACAAAAU